AUGGCCAACGAAAGAUCGGCAGCACCUGAUAACAACAUGAGCGAACAGCGCUCACCGGAACCGGCCUCGAAAGCCGGCAGCAAGCAGGAGCAGAAUACAUCGGAGAAGGGCUCCACGAAAGGGAAGUCUUCAAAACCUCGACACAGGGCGUCAGUCGCUUGCGCGUCGUGCCGAGACCGCCGGAUACGAUGUGUAGUACCUCCCGGCGAGACAGAGUGUACACAGUGUAAACGAUCAGGGGUGGAAUGCGUCAUCAAAAACGACGACGAACGACGACGACCUAUCUCGAGGGCAUACAUGUGCUCUCUCACCGAUCGCGUAGCACUACUAGAGACAAUGCUGAAGGAGCGAGGCGAAGAGCUACCCCCAGCGAAUCACCCUCCCAAAACCCGCCAUAACCCUCAACCCGACGAAGAAGGUACAUCACCCACCCAAAAAGCAAGCGAAACCCAAGCGCACAACAACGAAAACCAUUCCAGUCCAGGCAGUCAACAAAGCCCACAAGAUGACUAUCCUGAUUUCGAACAGCACGAGAUGAACACGAAUAGCCCUCGUUUCUCAAACGGUGAUGCAGAAAGCGCGGGCUCGCCAUCUAUGCUACCACCUCCAAAGAAAGAUGGCAUGGUCAACCGUCUCCUCUCUACUCGUGGCCAUCUUAGCUUUGAUCAGUUGAACGGCCGCCUCCGCUACUUCGGUCCAACAACAAACUGCCAUGUACAUUCUGAGUCGGUCAACCCUUUCGGCGCAACACAAGAGAUGAAUGAACAGGCUCGACGCGCCGACAAGAUCAUCCGCUCUCUUCCACUGGAAACAUACGAUUAUCUCAUGGAUCUGUUCUGGCAAUGUUACAACCCAGUCAUCCAUGUUUUGCACCAAGAUGCUUUCAACGAAGACCGCGAGAUGGGCCAUACACAGUUCUAUUCUGGGUUUCUGCAUGUCUGUGUUCUGGCCAUGGGUUACCGUUUCGCAAACAAGGAAAGGCUCGACAUCAGAAGAAUCGGUUUACCGGGCAUGGAGAGCACUUUACAUCGCGAAGCAAAGUACAUGCUUGAUCAUGAGCUGGAAAGGCCGGGUGGGAUACCGAGCGUAGUUGCAUUACUUCUGCUAGGCGACCUCGAGUGCGGCGUCGGUAGAGAUAAUCUGGGCUGGAUGUACGGCGGGAUGGCUGUGCGACUUGCUUUCGAUAUCGGUCUCCAUCUCGAUACACGACUCUCAGGUCUCCCAGAACGCGAGGUCGAGAUCCGCCAAAUGACUCUUUGGGCAUGCGUCAUCUACGACAAAUACUGGGCACUUUUCUUGGGCCGGCCGACCUCGAUGAAGCCUUCCGAUCUUGAAAUAUACAACUUGACAAAGCAGUUUGAGCGCCUUGGCACCUGUCGACCGGCUGGACUGGGGAAGAGCAUGGAGACCAUGAUCUACGAAGCACUCCUCGAUCUUAUGGAGCUCGCAGGAAAGAUCACCGAGAAUAUGGAUCCGCAUCGCUCGCAGCACGCUGCUUCCGACUCGCACACCGCCGUAGAUCGAAAUCAGUAUAUGCGCAUGGCAGCGCUGGACCGCGAGUUCAGCAGUUGGUACGCUAGACUACCCGAGCAACUGCGCUGGACACCAGCCAACAUUGCGACUGCUCCAUUCUCGUUCUUCUUGUUGCAUCAACAGUAUCACGCCAGUCUGAUCUUGCUACACCGACCGUUCGCCUUGUAUGAAGACCAAGCGGGCAACGAGAGUGGCCCUGACGACCAUUUCUCCGCGUUGAGUAGGACAGUAUGCACUAAGCAUGCUAUUCGCGUAGCAAGGAUAUACUGGCAACAUCGACAGCGAUUCGAUACGAAGCAAAUAUUCGUUACAGGCAUGCAACACGCGGUAUGUAGCAGCUAA
Alternaria infectoria is the source of this 1875-nucleotide messenger RNA. RefSeq lists its product as uncharacterized. Gene Ontology annotation, molecular function: DNA binding; DNA-binding transcription factor activity, RNA polymerase II-specific; zinc ion binding. Gene Ontology annotation, biological process: DNA-templated transcription; regulation of DNA-templated transcription. Bases 1 to 1875 code for a protein of 624 amino acids. The transcript is spliced from 4 exons. NCBI's taxonomy places the organism in Eukaryota, Fungi, Ascomycota, Dothideomycetes, Pleosporales, Pleosporaceae. The record is from RefSeq and is a predicted model, not a curated record.